GAAUAAUUCUCCAGUACUCAUUUUUGGCUGUAUUUUUUUGGCUGAAUGUAAUGUGCUUGGACAUAUGGAGAGUAAUUAAGUAAGUUAAGAGAAUAGAUGAAUAUAUUAGUCUGUUAGGUUGAAAGUCUAUCGUUUGUAUGUGAUUCAUUAAGUGUACAAUUGACAUCUAAGCAAUUAUUCAGAACAUUUUAUUAAAUUAAUCAUUAACUAUCAGUGUAUGAACAGCGAGAGAAGCCUCUCGGUGGAUACACACAGAUACUGUACACACCUGUCGGUCUGUGUAAUUACCUGUUUAUAAUUACGGAAACAGUUAUCUUCGUUGUCUCUCUUCUUUAUUAAUUUGUUCAUACAUUGUUUUAAAUUCCAAUUUAAAACAAAUUCAUUUCAUUGGUCUACCACUGAGAAGAAAAACUUGUAGUAUUCCUCUGGUUUCACUUUUUCUUCAAUGUACAUCUAUUGCAGAGCUCUUGUUAUCCCUGAUGCAGGUACUAAGAUGUCAUGCCGUUUUAUGUUAUAUGGUUAUGUUUCAUCUUUUCAUCCUAUCAGCCAGCGUAGACAUAGUGCGUUUUCAGCUAGUUAUUAUAACUUUUUUAUCUGCCACUUUGUAUAUCUUGGAAACUUUUCUAGCUUGUCCACUAUUUUUAGGCAUGGGCAUCCCAUCAAAGUUGCAUAUUCCAGUUUCAAUCAGUCUUGGAAAUAUAUUUUUCCAGCAUUUCUCCAGCCAUAUAUUUAACAUAUAUUCAAAAGAUCUUUUCAUGUAAUUCGCCAGAGACGCAUAGGAGUUUCUCUCCUCUUCUCCUUCUCCUUG
Cherax quadricarinatus is the source of this 808-nucleotide messenger RNA. The record is from RefSeq and is a predicted model, not a curated record. NCBI's taxonomy places the organism in Eukaryota, Metazoa, Arthropoda, Malacostraca, Decapoda, Parastacidae.